CAGGUGAUGGAGUCGCCUAGCGUCGUCGCGGCCGUCGUGACCCUGCUCUCGACGACAGAGGGCCGGACCAAGGUCUACCGCUUCCUCCAGUACAUGGCCAAGUCGGUGCGCAUCUCGGUCUACUCCAAGGAUGCAGACGUGACGGUCGAGCCCCGUGGCCUGCGCUGGCUGCGCACGAUCGAGUCGUUGACCGCGUCGGCGCGCAAGGCCAACCGCCUCUUCCGGUUCUUGGACAUGUACGUCUUGUUUCCGACGCUGCGCGACCGCGAUAGCACGGUGCGCCGGCUACGACAGGCGCGCGUGCUCACGUUCUUCUUCAUGUUCCUCUUUGAGAACCUCUCCAUCUUCUUUCCGCAGCCGACAGCGAUCGAGGGCGUCCCCAUGACGCUGCACCUCUCGCGGUACAGCCACACGAUGUGGCUGCUCUCGAUCCUUCUCGGGAUCGUGCUGGACCACAAGCUAGCGCGUGGGUCCGCGUCCACGACGCUCAAGCACCUCCUUGAGCUUCCGAUUGCGACCAUCCUCGCGCUGCGCCUCCGCGUGAGCGAUGCUACCAUGUGCAGUCUUGGCCUCUCGAGCUCCGUCUUGAGCCUCGCACUACACUCGCAUCGCACGAGCGUCGCGCGCCACGUCACGGGCUGCGACCGCCAAGUCGAGUAGUCGCUUCCUACCCUCGCACGCACCACCGUCUUGCAUCAUUACUCUGUCGACCGUAAUAAUUUAAAGUGAC
Saprolegnia parasitica CBS 223.65 is the source of this 730-nucleotide messenger RNA. RefSeq lists its product as hypothetical. The transcript is spliced from 2 exons. Gene Ontology annotation, biological process: peroxisome fission; regulation of peroxisome size. Gene Ontology annotation, cellular component: peroxisomal membrane. The record is from RefSeq and is a predicted model, not a curated record. The coding region runs from base 7 to 660 and encodes 217 amino acids. Lineage: Eukaryota; Oomycota; Saprolegniomycetes; Saprolegniales; Saprolegniaceae.